Molecule: messenger RNA, 1537 nt
Organism: Cercospora beticola
Lineage: Eukaryota; Fungi; Ascomycota; Dothideomycetes; Mycosphaerellales; Mycosphaerellaceae
Product: alpha/beta hydrolase
Source: RefSeq, a predicted model, not a curated record
CAGUAAGCCUUCACGGAUCCAGUAUAUGACAGUCGCGGGAAAUGCUUCACAAGUGAAACGAUCGAGGGCGCAGGCGAGGUCCACGACUACCAUCGAACAGUUGUCCUCAACUGACCGCAAUUGCGCGUUGCGCGUCGCCGAAAGUAUACCUGACACAUCAACACUGCCCAUACGCAGUCGGGCGCUGCUCCGAGCAGGAUAUGCAAGCCAUCCGAACCUUGGGCCACCUUCGCUGGUCCACGCAAGCUCCUCAAGCCCGGCCACUUCCACCUCAUAUCAAAAGAGAAUUUGUGCAAACCGAAUCCGGCGACCUGGAACUUCUCGUAUGUGAGCCGAAGUCAGGCCAAGCAGCCAAGUCUGGAGUCUUCUUCGUCCAUGGUGGAUAUGGCUCAGCGGGAGUAUGGCUCGAGUGGAUGAAUUAUCUUUUCGAAAACAACUACCCUGGCCGGUUGUACGCGUACAGCGCCCGGAACCAUGGAGCGAGCUUCGCUGUUUCGUACCUCGAUAUGGUAUUCCGGACUUCUCUCAAUGCCAUCGCGAGUGACUUGACAGCUUGCGUGAAUUGGGCGGAGAGCGAUAACGAAGGUGGCAAGCUUGUCCUCGUGGGACAUUCCUCGGGCGGCGGGCUCUCGCAGUACUGUCUGGCAAAAAAUUUAGUCACUGCCCAUGCUUUGUGUCUAGUUGGCGCGAUUCCACACUUCGGGAUGCUAGACAUGUAUUGGAACUGGUUCAAGCAUGAUCCAUUCUUCCCGUUGAGAAGUAUGCUCCACUUCGGGCAUCCAACGUCUCCUCUUAGUACGCCUGACCUUGUGCAUGGUGCGUUCUUCGGCCGCAAGUACCCCCAGCAGGAAAUUCUGAGCUUCAUGCGGUGGAUACCUUGGUAUGAGUCAAUGGGAUGGCCGGUGGCGAUGUUUGGCAGCUUCGUGGGCUGGCUGAUGGGCAAGAACACCUGGCUUGGAGUGUCUUAUAUCUUGCGCAAUAUCGAACUUUCGAGAAAUGCAUUUGAGCGGGAUGCCGUUUGUGUGCUAGUGGGACUCCAGGAUAUGCUGUUCGAUAUGAGGGUGAUCAGGCGUGUUGCGACCGAGUAUCGAGAAGGACUUAAGAAAAUGCGCGAGAGCCAAGGAGCCUCUGUCGAUGCGGGGUUUUCAGGCGAGCUGGCAGAAGUUAGUGGUGCUGUCUGUGAAAGCAAGGGUGGCGUGCGAGUUGUGUUGAUUGAGGAUGCUGGACAUCAUGUGCAGAACGACGUCCAGACAGACAUCGCUGCCGAAACUUUGCUGUCAUGGUUGAAGCAGGUCUCGUGAUCCAGGAUCCCGGUAAAGAGGUGGUCAUGGUUGUGUCCGGGGUGCUGUGGCUAGUGCACAGCCCCGUCUAUCGGCAUCUGGUCGACUUCUCUCGUUACGGUCGAGGACAGUUGUUCGCAGACGAAGCAUGAUUUUGUUCAAGGGAUGCAUGUUUAUUUCACACGAGGAAUGGGGCGGAUAGAAAUCUGUUGGCAAGUUUCGACCUGUGAGGGCUGUUGAACUGAUCGAAUGUUCGA